Molecule: messenger RNA, 2310 nt
Organism: Juglans microcarpa x Juglans regia
Lineage: Eukaryota; Viridiplantae; Streptophyta; Magnoliopsida; Fagales; Juglandaceae
Product: probable serine/threonine-protein kinase At1g54610
Exons: 6
Coding region: 144-1994 (616 amino acids)
Biological process (GO): protein phosphorylation; positive regulation of transcription elongation by RNA polymerase II
Cellular component (GO): nucleus; cyclin-dependent protein kinase holoenzyme complex
Molecular function (GO): cyclin-dependent protein serine/threonine kinase activity; ATP binding; RNA polymerase II CTD heptapeptide repeat kinase activity
Source: RefSeq, a predicted model, not a curated record
CUCUCUCAGAGUAUCCCCAGGUGUCAUUCUUUUCUUUUUUCUCUCAUUUUUCUUUUCCUUCAUGAUGUUAUGUUUCUUCUAUACUAUCUUAAAUUGUCAGCAACGGAGAGUACUACUACUACGCGGACUAGAACCUGAAAGGCAUGGGCUGCGUUCAGGCCAAGGCUCCAGAGAGCUCAGAAUCUAGAGGCUUAGGCAAGUUUAAACAAGAAAAUGGCUACGUCGGAAGAGGUGGAUUUGCGGAUCAUCGACGAUCAACGGGUCAAAGGGACAUGCAUAGGGGCUCUGGAAAGGAGUACAAUAGGGCCGAGUCCAGGAAGCAACAUGUUUCUUAUGGUAAUAAAAAUGGGGGUGUAGGAGAUGUUGGAGGAGAAGGGAAGUUAAUUGGUAGAGAAAGAGACGGAGAUGGUGGUGGUAAUGGUGGAAGUAUGUCACAGAGAAUAUCGUGGUUGAAGCCAAUCGAAGAGAUUGAGUUGGUGGAUGGAUGGCCAAAAUGGCUCACUGAUAAUAUUCCAAGACAGGUUCUGACUGGUUUUGUUCCAAGGAGUGCCGACUCCUAUGUUAUGCUUACUAAGGUGGGACAGGGAACUUACAGCAAUGUGUAUAAAGCUCGAGAUAGAGACACCAACAAGAUUGUUGCUCUAAAGAAAGUCCGUUUUGACACGUCUGAACCUGAGAGUGUUAAAUUCAUGGCGCGAGAGAUAAUGAUAUUGCAGCAGCUCGAUCACCCCAACAUAAUAAAACUAGAAGGAUUGGCUACUUCAAGACUGCUAUACAGUCUGUAUCUGGUUUUCGAUUUCAUGCAGACGGAUUUGGCAACAAUCAUCUCUCGUCCUGAAGGAAAGCUUACUGAAGCGCAGGUCAAAUGCUAUAUGCAUCAACUGCUCUCAGGGCUGCAGCACUGCCACGAUAAGGGAAUUUUGCAUCGAGACAUAAAGGGAGCAAAUUUAUUGAUAGAUAAAAAUGGGAUGCUAAAGAUUGCAGAUUUUGGGCUUGCAAAUUAUUACACUCGAAAUCGUCGUCUUACAAACCGAGUUGUGACACUUUGGUACAGAGCCCCUGAGCUGUUAUUAGGAGCUACUGAUUAUGGUGUUGGUAUUGAUCUUUGGAGUGCUGGAUGCCUCUUUGCAGAAAUGUUUUCUGGGAGCCCAAUAAUGCCGGCUAGAACAGAGGUUGAGCAACUUCACCGGAUUUUCAAGCUAUGUGGCACACCUUCAGAUGAGUAUUGGAAAAAGUUGAAACUAUCUUCGAAAUUCAGAAUUCCACAGUUCAGACCUAGUCUUACAGAGACUUUCAGCGAGUUCCCUGCAUCUUCUUUGGGUCUGUUGAACACUCUUCUUGCUCUGGACCCAGCAUAUAGGGGCUGUGCAUCCUUGGCUCUCCAAAAUGAAUUCUUUUACACAAGUCCAUUGGCAUGCGCCCUUUCAGAUCUGCCUGUAAUCCACAGCAAAGAUGAUGAACUGAAGGAAGCCAAUGAAGAGAGAAAGUACAGGAAUUCUCGAAUGAAACAUCAGUCCAGGACAGUUCGUGAGCGCAGGAGAAAAGAUCUAGCCAAUGACAAGCCUAAGGAAGAUAAAGAAUAUCCUCCGAAGGAGCAGGAGAAGAUUGCAGAGCCAGAUGUACAGUUCCAAGAGCCGGAUAGCACUACCAGCAGUGCUUCCUCUGGUGUAAAGCCAGCAAGCCGUACAGAGAGCCCAACUUUAACUACAAGUAGUACCUCGUCUGGUGUAAAGCUCUCCAGCCAAACAGCGAGCCCAUAUUUCUCGCUCUCCCCAGAUGUUUCUUUCAAUCCAAGAAUGUUACUGAAUACACAUCAUGAGGUUCAUCCCAAUUCUAGCAAGAACACCAGGAACCUGCCUCCACUGCCCACCUCUGCAGUGAAAGACAAUGACAUGUUCAGGUUUAAGCGUGUCCAUAGGUCUGCAUCCACAAGAGAUUUCAGAAAAACAGGUCUAGGAAAUCAUUUUGAUCAUGUCUAUGCAAUUGAUGAUUAGGUCACUUGAGUGACUAUAAAUAGUUCAGACAAGUAUUUUUUCUUAAGUUAUUACAGACUAUCUGUGAGUUUCAUAACCAUUUUUGUUUUCUUCUUUCUGGGCCAAAACGAAUAAACAUAUGUUGUUAGUCAGAAGAUAUUAUGCUACAAGUGGUCACCUGUUUUUGGUGAUAUUGUAGAUUCAGACGUGACAAUGUUCUGCUUUUUUGUUUAAUAUGACAUGCACAAGAUCAAUGACCUUCCCUUACCACCUGGCUAAAAAAUAUCAAUUACCAUCCUGCUUAAACUAGUGCCUUGCUUAGAAAGUAAAAAAAAAA